AUGAGAGCGUCGGUAUUGUCUGCUGGCCUUUUGCCAGCGGUGGUUACGCUUCUAGCUGGAAUUUCUACAACUAUGGCCCAGCUUGAAGUGCACCGUCUUGGUGCCGAGGAUUAUGGCAGCGAUAUUGAUGCAGGCCAUUUCCAGGUCUUGGCCCCUCGUGCUGCCAACUAUGGUGAACCGAGUGAUUAUGGUUACUAUCCUCCUCCCUAUGGAGAAGAAACUUCUUCUGUUACCUCGACUACCAAAUCUGGCGUCUACCCUACCCCUCCUGCUGCAUCGUCUACAGGCACUAUUUCCAAUGUGACCACUAAGACAGAGACUGUUUCCAUCACUCAUCCAACCGGUAGCAAGACAUCUUCUGGAAAUAGAUCCUCUACUUUGGCAGGAACAGUGACUGCAUCGUCUACUUCCGACAAGGGCCAUUCAUCGGCAACGGCUGAGGCUUCAUCAGUCAUAGAGUCUUCGUUUGGCCUAACAACGCAAACGAUUACUGUAUCGUUAGCUUCUACCACAUUCGUUACAGCAAAAACUGUACAAGUGGAAUCUAGUCACGAGGGAUACUCGUUUUCAUCUGAAGCGACAUCUUCCCUAAGCACAUCGUCGGCGUCUAGUGUGUCGACCAGAUCUUCGACUGAGGAAGAAUCAGGUACCGUCCGGUCCGUAUCUUCUUCCAGCUCUACCAAAGGCUCUUCAUCGUCUGGGUCUGCUUCUGUGACUACCACGACAGGAUGGUCCAACUCAGCCUCGUCACCCUCUACCACGUCAAGUGGAAGCUUAUCGUCUAGUCAGUUGACCGAGAAUGCAACUGUUCAUUCGACUUCAACGUCGACCGCUUCCAUAGAGUCGACUAGGUCCUUUACUGAAGGGGAAUCCGGCACCAUUCAUCCUAUAUCUACUUCCACGACGAGCUCUUCAACUUCUGGACCUACCAUUGUAUCCACUAUAACAGGAUGGUUCAACUCUACAGCUCCACCCUCGAGCGAGUCGACAGGACAGUUUUCCUCUAGCCAGUUGACUGAGAAUGGAACCAUACGUACCGUCACUUUAACCACAAUUGGAGUGACGCUGACGAGGCCAUUAUCUGAGUCUUCCACCCAAUUGACUUCGUCGACUUCUGCGUCUGGAAAUGCAACCUUUUCGACCGGCGCCUCUGGUUCAUCUGCUUCUGAGACAUUAUCUUCUAGCUCUUCAGCAGCCACGGGUACAAAUCUGACGCAAACCUCUGUGAUUAGCAGACCUUCUGGUACCACAGCAUCGGGCCAUGGUAUCACGAGCACUGUUAAUGGAACUGCCAUCGUAAUCACAGUCUCUGAAGCAGCGGCCAGUACUACCUCGUCUUUCUCGACAGGGACCUUGUCAAACAUCUCGUCCUCUCUUAUCAGCGGGUGGUCGUCGUCAAGCAUCCCAUCAGUUGCUACUUCGACCUAUCGAUUCACAAACUCGUCUGUGGCUACUGCUACUUGCUACAGUGGCUCAGUCAAACGUGACAACAAUCUGGUCUGCUACAUCAACCUCGCCAAGAUCAUCUGGGACAACAGCGUCUGUUACAUCUGUGCCUGUGACUGCACCAACAUCGCAACUCAAUAA
Trichoderma asperellum CBS 433.97 is the source of this 1587-nucleotide messenger RNA. NCBI's taxonomy places the organism in Eukaryota, Fungi, Ascomycota, Sordariomycetes, Hypocreales, Hypocreaceae. The record is from RefSeq and is a predicted model, not a curated record.